Oryzias melastigma (Indian medaka) is the source of this 1944-nucleotide messenger RNA. RefSeq names its product tropomyosin 4a (gene tpm4a). Gene Ontology annotation, biological process: muscle contraction; actin filament organization. Lineage: Eukaryota; Metazoa; Chordata; Actinopteri; Beloniformes; Adrianichthyidae. The transcript is spliced from 8 exons. Gene Ontology annotation, cellular component: actin filament. Bases 395 to 1141 code for a protein of 248 amino acids. The record is from RefSeq and is a predicted model, not a curated record. Gene Ontology annotation, molecular function: actin filament binding.
CAUGUCGCUCCUCUUCCGGCUCCGUCUGGCGCUCAUAGCUCUCUCCUCGGUGCUCACAGCGCCUCACUCCUCCUCAAACCAGGACCAAACUUCCCAGGUUCGUUCCAGCGGUCUCCAGCCCAUGAGCCCCGCUCUCCGUCGGACUUAAGCGCGACCCGGAGCUCACCUGGACCCUCACACCUCCACGUCUCCCCACUUUUGCUGCUCUUCAACGACUUUCCACAUUCCAGAAACUUUGGCCUCUGACGGACUUCUUCAUUUCUUCAUUUUUAUCGCAGUCUGGCCGUCAUCGCUACACCCUGUUCAUUAGCAGCUGCGCACUUUUUUGCACAACCAAGAACUAAAGUCUUAUUUGUAGGAUUUUUUUUUACCAUAACAAAACCGUUAAAAAAUAAUGGCAGGUGUGAACUCUCUGGACGCCGUGAAGAGGAAGAUUCAGUGUUUGCAGCAGCAAGCCGACGAAGCAGAAGACCGAGCCGAGUCCCUACAGAAAGAGUUGGACAGUGAACGGGAGCUCCGAGAGAAAGCUGAGGGCGAUGUAGCAGCUCUGAACCGUAGGAUCCAGCUGGUGGAGGAGGAGUUGGACCGCGCCCAGGAGAGGCUGGCCACAGCGCUGCAGAAGCUGGAGGAGGCGGAGAAGGCUGCAGACGAGAGCGAGAGAGGGAUGAAAGUGAUAGAGAACAGAGCGAUGAAGGACGAGGAGAAGAUGGAGAUCCAGGAAAUGCAGCUGAAGGAGGCCAAACACAUCGCAGAGGAGGCCGACCGCAAAUACGAGGAGGUGGCUCGUAAGCUGGUGAUUUUGGAGGGAGACUUGGAGCGGGCUGAGGAACGGGCCGAGGUCUCAGAAAGUAAAGCCAGCGACCUGGAGGAGGAGCUUAAGAAUGUGACCAACAACCUCAAGUCCUUAGAGGCCCAAGCUGAGAAGUACUCAGAAAAAGAGGACAAGUACGAGGAGGAGAUCAAAGUUUUGACUGACAAACUGAAGGAGGCUGAAACCCGUGCAGAGUUUGCAGAGCGAACAGUGACCAAACUGGAAAAGACCAUCGAUGAUCUGGAAGAGAAAUUGUCACGUGCCAAAGAGGAAAACGUGGGCAUGCACCAAGUCCUGGACCAGACCCUGCAGGAACUGAACAGCUUAUAAACGCACAGAGGAGGAAGCAGUCGUCGUCAUCAUUCCCCCAAAUGUUCGACUCCAUUCCACAUUUCCAUCUGUAAAGCUCCCCGCAGGAGGCGGGGUUUAACUUAAUGCUUGUCCCUUCAUGUCUUUCUUUCCUUUUUGUUUGUUUUUUUUAAGAGUAUGGGGCAUGAUUUUAAAUCCAAACUUGUUUUUAUGUCCAUUUAUGAUUAGAUUCUUCACAAUUUAUUCCACAAAGCAAUAAGAAACUCCAAAUUUAAACAUUUUUACAUCGUUUUUGACUUUGAUUCCUAGAAGUCAUUCAGAUUCGAGUUUUUUUUUAUUAUUAUUAUUUUGAUGAUUUCUGAGUAAAAGCAGCUCAGACUGGUGGGUUAGCUUCACGCCGUUAACGAGACUCAUCACUCGUUUGAACCGGACUCUCUUGUUUACAUCAAACCCGCCUUCGAGAUGGUGUUCUGCUGGGCGUGCACCAUCUGUCUAAGCACCACCCGCCUCCAUCUUCAUCCUUUAAGGCAGCCAACAUUUAACUCUGAUUGUAUUCAAAUCCAGACCCACCAAACGACUAGUUUUUAUCAAUCACAAUAAAUAUUGUACAUAAUAGAUCCGUGUUAGGAAGCUUGGAUUAUUAUUUUUUUUUUUUAUUAUUUCAAAGCUGCUUCCUUCUGCCAGGGAAGCUCUAAAGACCAAAGAACAGAACCAGACAAGUCUUCAAAGAUUUUAUUUUUGUUGGUGAUGGUCAUUCUGAGAUCACUAUGAAAUGUUUCAUUCAACUCCCCCCUCCACGUCGAUUUAAUAAAUGUUUUACAGAA